AUGGUAACAUAAGCAAACGUUUAUUCUGUCCUCUUGAGGCUUUAGCUCAAUCUCCAUGUUUUUAUGUAUUAUUUGCUAAAUUAGCUUUCUUACCAUAAUACAAACGCAGUUAAAAUGGAGGGAGCAGAUACUGGAGGAAAUACUUACCUCAUUAGACCGAAUUAUCAUCACAAGUUCAAAGCAGCUGUUGUGAAGGAAUGCAUUCGUGAUAUCCUGAGAGAACAACUGUCUGGGGUGCAGUAUGAUCCGGAUGAGGUCGGCGUUCUGUCCCGUUCAUUAGCAGAUUGCAUAAAGGACAAACUGAAGGAUGUGGGCUUUGACCGAUACAAGCUGGUGGUACAAGUGGUAAUUGGAGAGCAGCGAGGAGAAGGUGUCAAGAUGGCUGCCAGGUGUUUCUGGGAUGCUGACACAGACAGCUACGCUCAGGACAUUUUCAUGAAUGACAGUUUGUUCUGUGUGGCGGCUGCUUUUGGCAGUUAUUUCUACUGAGGACAAAAGAAGAUGGGAAGAUUUUGCAAUAGCUUUGCUAUUUUAAAAGCACUUUUGCAGUCAUGACUUCAGUAAUUGCAUAAUUACUUUGACACAAGAACUUUAAAAUGAGAGUGCUCCACAUAAGACGUCCACAAAGACGGGAAAAGGUCCACAAAGCAUCUCCGAGUAGAAGUGAUGAUCCAGGAUCAGUUUAACCUUUUUUUUUAGAUCAUAGUGAAUAGGAUUACAUGGACAGAUCCUAGAUCAGAACUUCUACACUGAGAUGCUUUGUGGAUUCGAGUCUAGAACUUGCCCUUUCCCCGGAGAAGAUGCACUGUGCAAUCUCUGUUGUGUUUUUUUUGUAAGUAGCAGCAAAUUACAGUUAAGUAUCUGACAGAGGACUGUGGCCAUGCUUCACUGCAGAGGACAACGAAACAGGCACUGUUUUAUUCAUACUAAUGUCAGGGCAACCUGAGAAUAAAACAUGCAUAACCUACACACAGACUGUGGCUGUAACAUGGUGUUAAAUUCUGUCUAUCAAUGUUUUCUUUCUAAUGCGUGUCAUUUUACAUCACCCUUAUUGCUAUUUGUAUACAAGAUUAGUUUAUUAAAUGUAAUUAAUUU
Molecule: messenger RNA, 1095 nt
Organism: Salvelinus namaycush (lake trout)
Lineage: Eukaryota; Metazoa; Chordata; Actinopteri; Salmoniformes; Salmonidae
Gene: dynlt2b
Product: dynein light chain Tctex-type 2B
Exons: 5
Coding region: 115-489 (124 amino acids)
Biological process (GO): microtubule-based movement
Cellular component (GO): cytoplasmic dynein complex; cytoplasm
Molecular function (GO): dynein intermediate chain binding
Source: RefSeq, a predicted model, not a curated record